GUAUCAAUCGCAAAUCUCGGUGUGUUACGGACAUUGUGGAUCUUCACAUUCUUGAGAUAGCAGAGAGAGCUAGCUAGAUUGAGUAAAGACACCGGCGAAUCGGUCAUCUCAAGUUGACAUAUCGCUUUCUUUUGUGAGGCGACGUGUCAUUGUUACUACUUUGGCGUCGUUUAGACAAUAAUAUUAUGCAACUGCUUAUGUAGCCUGCGUAGAUAUAGUAUUUAAAUACAUUUAGGACUAGCCUAACUGAAAGGAACUUGACAGUUUGCGUGCGUGCGUUCGCGUGCCUUGGUGUUGUUGUGUUGGGUUGGUGUCGUGCUAUACAUUAUUUAACGUUAGCUAGCUACCCAACUGAGGUUUAAUCGCACGUAAAUGAUAUCCCCUUUUGCAGCUUCAAGGUUUUAGAUCAAGCUGCAUGUUUGGAGAUAUGGAUAUCGACAUUUGUACCGUUUUAGGAUGCUCUCUUGCUGUUGUUCUGGGGGGACUUACACUUGCUGCUUAUAAACUUGGUCUGUUGUAUCAGCUCUUCCACAAGACGGAGACCAAGAGUCCUCGGCAUGGCGGGGAGAGCGUGGCGGAGGUGCUGCGCGCUCACGGCGUCAAGUUCGUCUUCACCCUGGUGGGGGGCCACAUAUCGCCCAUCCUGGUGGCGUGCGAGAAGCUGGGCAUCAGGAUCGUGGACACCAGGCACGAGGCCACGGCCGUGUUCGCCGCUGACGCCGUGGCGCGCUUGUCAGGUACCGUAGGCGUUGCCGCGGUGACGGCCGGCCCUGGCCUCACCAAUACGGUCACCGCGGUGAAGAACGCCCAGAUGGCCGAAUCACCGCUGCUGCUGAUCGGGGGGGCUGCAGGCACUAUGCUGCAGGGUAGAGGAGCAUUGCAGGACAUCGACCAGAUGUCGUUGUUCAAGCCUCUGUGCAAGUUCUGUGCGUCAGUGCGGACCAUCAGGGAGAUCGUGCCCAUCGUCAGGAAGGCCCUGGCCGUCGCACAGUCUGGCACUCCUGGCCCUGUGUUUGUGGAGUUCCCCAUCGACACACUCUACCCCUACCACCUGGUGUCCAAAGAGUUCGGCGUCAAGAACCCACCCAAAGGCCUCAUGGGAAAAAUCGUCACCUGGUACCUGCAGAAUCACCUCUCUAACCUGUUUGCUGGUGCCUGGGAAUCCCGUGAUGUGUCACCUUUACCUGUCCACAUCCCAUUGGCCACAGAUGACCAGGUUCAGAGAUGCGUAGAGCUGGUGAGCAGAGCCAAGAAGCCCGUCAUCCUCCUGGGUAGCCAGGCCACCCUCCCACCGACACCCGCAGAGGACAUCAGGAAGGCAUUGGAGACCUUGGGUAUCCCGUGCUUCCUGGGUGGAAUGUCCCGAGGCAUGCUGGGAAAAGACAGCCCCAUACACAUCAGACAGAACCGGCGUGACGCCCUGAAGGAGGCGGAUCUGGUGCUGCUAGCAGGCACAGUGUGUGAUUUCCGCCUCAGCUACGGCAGAGUGUUGAACCGGCGCAGUAAGAUCAUCGCCGUCAACCGAGACAAGAGCCAACUCCUGAAGAACUCCGACAUGUUCUGGAAGCCCACGGUGGCUAUUCAGGGAGAUGCAGGCUCUUUCCUAGAUCGUCUGUCCAAGGGCCUGAAGGGCUACAGGUGUCCCGAGGACUGGCCGCAGAGCCUGAAGCAGGGAGACGUCACCAAAGAGCAGAACAACAGGGCGAAGGCGGACGAGAAGACGGACCUGCACCUCAACCCUCUGGCCGUGCUGCACCGCGUGGACCAGCUCAUGGCGGACGACAGCAUCAUCGUGGCCGACGGCGGAGACUUCGUGGGCAGCGCCGCGUACAUCAUGAGGCCACGGGGCCCGCUGCGCUGGCUGGACCCAGGAGCUUUCGGGACUCUGGGCGUGGGUGGAGGAUUUGCUCUGGGAGCAAAGCUGUGCCGACCCGACUCAGAGGUGUGGAUUGUGUACGGUGACGGCUCCCUUGGAUACAGCGUUGCAGAAUAUGACACCUUCACUCGGCAUAAGACUCCUGUGAUCUCUGUGGUGGGAAACGACGCUUGCUGGAGUCAGAUAUCCAGGGAGCAGGUGCCCAUCCUGGGCAGUAAUGUGGCCUGUGGGCUGGCUUUCACAGACUAUCACACUGUUGCCACCGGCUUCGGAGGGAUCGGUCACCUGAUUGGGCGAGAGAACGAGGCGCAGCUGGAUGACAUCAUCAGGGAGGCGCAGCGUCAGAGCCGGGAGGGCCGGUCAACACUACUCAACGUCCUCAUUGGGAAGACCAACUUCAGAGAGGGCUCAAUCUCUGUGUAACGCUACUCCUGAAAACUCCACGAUACUCCUCCUGCCAGCCAAAGGAACUAAACAGUCAGAAUGUGCUUCUCUUCUGUCCUGCUGUGGGCCGGUGAGCCCUGAGUGAGCGUUAAGAGAAUCACUCCAGCUUAACCUCACUCAUGUGGCUGACCAGAGACCAGUGUGAUCGAAGGGGUACUGCAACAGUGAGGUGGUUGGAAUGAAAGUAAAUAUAUUAUUCUAGCUUAUUAGCGCCCCCUGGGGGCAAGGGAAUGGAAUGCUGUUGUAUGCCGUGCUCUGCUGCUUGACUCCAAUGUGCUGCACUGGUUCUGUAGAAAAGGGAAUGAUAUCAAUGGUUAUGUGUGGAACUCUAACUCUCCUCUCCUCCGGUUAGCAGUACUUCAGCCUAGCAUACUUUUUAAGUUCCUUGAAGGCCUUAUGAUUCAACUAUAUAUGUGUUGAUAUUGGGAAAUAAUUGAAUUGCACUUAAUUAUUGUUUUUUAUUAUUAUUAUUAUUAUUAUUGUUUUAUUUUAUUUGUGAGCAUCUAUUUGAAAUCAAUAGAGAUGUCUUUUUUUCCUUACAAAAUUAGAAAAAAAUUAACGACAAAAUGACAGGAUCGAAUUGACAGUUUCAAAUAUCAGGUCCAUCCUGAAAAACACAUGCUACAGAAUACUAACGUAACUGAGUACCAAGUCUGAAUGUAAAAUAUCAUUUUACAAGUCAGUAUCACCUGGGAGUUCUCUGUGAAAAACAAUUGUACUAAGCAGAGCACUCACGUAACAUCCGAUUUAAUGUUUAAGAGCACUUCAACCCUGAUCAAUCAACAGCUCAGUUACAUGACAGCCAAUCCUAUAAUCUUAUCUUUGUAUGAUUUCUAUAAAGAAUGGCUUUGUCGGAGCGUUCACCAUUAUGCCUGUAGUGGACGCAAAUCAGUCUGAAAGGCAGUGCUGAAUGGGACUGGAACAAUGAACAUGUUUGGUGUUGCAAUAAAGACAUGAACUGAUAA
Messenger RNA from Sardina pilchardus (European sardine), 3285 nucleotides. It is a transcript of the gene ilvbl, whose product is annotated as ilvB (bacterial acetolactate synthase)-like. The record is from RefSeq and is a predicted model, not a curated record. Gene Ontology annotation, molecular function: magnesium ion binding; acetolactate synthase activity; flavin adenine dinucleotide binding. Lineage: Eukaryota; Metazoa; Chordata; Actinopteri; Clupeiformes; Clupeidae. The transcript is spliced from 15 exons. Gene Ontology annotation, cellular component: acetolactate synthase complex. The coding region runs from base 416 to 2299 and encodes 627 amino acids. Gene Ontology annotation, biological process: L-valine biosynthetic process.